Messenger RNA from Lotus japonicus, 3010 nucleotides. RefSeq names its product protein ALTERED PHOSPHATE STARVATION RESPONSE 1-like. NCBI's taxonomy places the organism in Eukaryota, Viridiplantae, Streptophyta, Magnoliopsida, Fabales, Fabaceae. The record is from RefSeq and is a predicted model, not a curated record. The transcript has 5 exons. The coding region runs from base 483 to 2708 and encodes 741 amino acids.
UUUCUCGAGCCCCAACCUUCUUUACUCACCUAUGCUGGCAUGCCUCUCUCUCCCUCUCUCUCCUCUGCUAUUGUGCAGUCAAGUUCUAAAGUUAAAUUUUAUAUAGAUAUUUUCUACUAAUAGUUCAGUUUUUAAGGAUAACAUUUCCAUUAAGGCACAAAUUCUAACUCCAUCUAUUAUUAGUAUAUUUUCUCACCACCCUCUUCCUGUCUGGUUUAUUUGUCACUAGCAACCAGUGUUGAACUUGCUGAGCUGAGCCUCAGAGAAAGAUGGAAACAGGUCCUGAGUUGCUGCAAAACUCCAUCAACAUCUGCAUUCUUGUCUCAAAAAAGAGGAAUGGUUUCACUCACAACAAAAUCCAACUUGAGAAAACAACAAAGGCACAUUUCACCAAGUAAGAACCUUUCUCACUCCAUCUUCUUCUGAAGGAAAAAAAGCUAAACCCCAACUCUGCAUUUGAGAUAAGGAUUAUCCACACAAAAAUGGGAUGUGUUGCCUCCAAACUAGAGGAAGAAGAGGAAGUUGUAGCUAUGUGUAGAGAGAGAAAGCGCCAGCUGAAGCUUGCUGUGGAGAAGAGGUAUGAACUUGCAGAGGCUCAUUGUAAGUAUUUCCACUCUCUGAAUGCAGUAGCUGCAGCCAUUAAGCUCUUUGUUGCAAGACAUUCUUCACCCUCUUCAACUUUCCUCAUAACUUUCCCUCCUUCUUGUCCUUCUACCUCUCCUCUGCAUCCAACUGAAAAUGCUGUGAUAAACAACCCCAUGUUCCUUCAGCAGACACCCUCAGAAACCAAGCAUGAAGCCAUUAAUGCUUGUGAGUCAUGCAUCUCUUCAACAACCUCAGAGUCCUCUGAGGAAGAGAGUGGAGGAAAAGGGGAGGGUGGAGAAGAGGAAUGUAGGAGAGAAGAGCAAGAUGGGUACUACUACAUGCAUAUGCCUCAUCCUAUGCACAUGCCACCUUCAAUGCCAUCCCCACAGAGAGAUUUUGGGUGGGAUUUCUUCUACCCUUUUGACAGAUUUGACAGUGUGAGGACAGAGGUUAUGAAUGGCUACCACAGGAACUCAGAUGAUGAUCUGAGAGUGGUGAGAGAGGAGGAAGGGAUUCCAGAGCUAGAGGAGGCAGUGGAAAGGGAAGAGCUUGAGAACAAGGUGAUGAAGGGUGUAGAAGAAAAUAAUAAAGAUGCAGAGCAAGUUAAGGCUGGUGUUGAAACAGUGAAGGUGGUGGAUGUUGCUACUGAAAACAUUGGGGAGCAGAAUGGGCUUGCAGUUCUUGAUACACCAGCGGAGGGGAGAGAGUUGCUUGAAGCUUUGGAACAUAUUGGGGAACAUUUUGUCAGUGCUUAUGAAUCUGGUAAUGCUUUAACCAGGAUGCUGGAGGCUAAUAGGAUUCCUCUUCAUUCUAGUUUGGAGGAGAUAAAAGAAAGUUCGACAAAGCUCAUUCAUGCAAUAACAUGGAAGUCCAUGUCAUCCAGGUCAUCAUCAUGCAAGAGUCUCAUAGUUCCAAAUACAGGAAAUUCCUCAUCAACUUGGGUGGAAUAUAAAAAUGACUUAUUUGAUGAUCAUGGAGGAAUGGAUUCGGGAAGUCAUUUACUUACCUUAGGAAGGUUGUAUGCAUGGGAAAAGAAACUGUUUGAGGAGGUUAAGGCUGGAGAUAGCACGAGGAAAAAUUAUGAGAAAAAAUGCACGCAGUUGAGAAACAAGAAUGUUAGAGGAGAUGAUGAAUUAAGCACAGACAAAACUAGAGCUGAAAUGAAAGAUCUAUAUGCUGGGAUCUUAGUUGCCAUUCGACGUGCAGAGUCCAUCUCAAAUAGAAUUCAGAAAAUGAGAGAUGAAGAAUUACAGCCUCAAAUUGUUGAACUAUUAAAAGGCCUGACUCAAUCAUGGAAUAUCAUGUUGGAGUCCCAUGAAACCCAGAAGAAGAUUCUUUCUCAAGUCAAAUAUUUCCAAUGCUCUGUACAAGGUAAGUUCUGCAACCAAUCUCGCGGAUUGGCAACUCUUCAGCUUGAAGCUGAGCUUCACCAUUGGCGCGUGUGCUUCAGAGAGUACAUUGCUGCUCAAAAAGCAUAUGUUGAAGCUCUUCAUGGAUGGCUAAGCAAGUUCAUAAUCCCUGAAGUUGAAUUCUACUCAAGAAGCAAAAAUGUUGCUUUGCCAUUUCAACAAGCCAAUGGGCCACCACUACUCGUGAUAUGCAACGGUUGGUUAGCUUCCCUGCAGAAGUUACCUGAUAAAAUGGUAUCACUUGCAUUGAAAAGUGUUGUGAAGGAUGUUAGAGCUCUUAUGCGCCAGCAAAGUAAAGAGCAGCAGCAGAAAAGGAGAGUAGACAGCUUAACAAAAGAUUUGGACAGAAGAUCUUCAGGGUGGCAUAAAAUGAAGACUAAGAUGCUUGAGUUGCAAAUCACAGAGCACAAAUCAGAAGAAGGAACAGAUCAUCAAGAUGAAUGCAUGGUGGAGAAGAAUGAUUACUUGGAGACACUACAAAGGAAAGUUGAGGUAGAGAAGGAGAAGUACUACAGUUGCAUGCAGGAAACUCAGAGGGUCACAUUAGCUGGAUUGCAAUCUGGGUUUUCUCUAGUCUUUGAAUCAUUAACAGAGUUUUCCAAAGCAUCCCAAAAAAUGUACAAUGAUCUUGUUUCUUAUAGUGAAAGUAGUGAGAAGGUUGAGUAUAUAGAGGGUGGUUGCAAUGCUGAAAAUAACAGCCAAAAUGGACUGUAGUAUUGUAUUAGUGAGGGGAGAGAAAUAUUAGUGGAUUGGGGUAGUUUUAUCAUUUAUGUAACUAUGUUAUUGUGUGAUAGUGUGUUGAAGCAGCUCGCUGAGACACCAUUUUAAGGUAUUAGUUGAUGGAGUGUUGUUAGUAUUUGUGUUAUUGCAGAGACUCCACUGUGUUGUAGGUUUUCCUUUUUAUAAUCUAUUACACAGUUUAAGUUAGUUAUAUAAAUUUAGUAAGUAUGAGAAAAGUUACACUUUCACUACAUUAGAACUUCUUACCACGACAUAUAUGUUGGUCUUUCUUUGAA